Messenger RNA from Prorocentrum cordatum, 1417 nucleotides. The record is from the annotation of a GenBank genome assembly. NCBI's taxonomy places the organism in Eukaryota, Dinophyceae, Prorocentrales, Prorocentraceae.
UGUUCUCGGGUGCGGCUUCGUUUUCGCCUCCUCGCUGAAGGGGCCGAUUCGCCCGCGAGGGCGGCUGGGAAGGGGCAGUCGGCGGGUCGCGCGCGGCCUGGAUCGUCUCUUCUCGGUGUCUCCAGUCUCCACUUUUCUCCUCCGCCUUCGUCGCCGCCUCCGCCUCCGCCCCCCUCGCGAGCACCCCCCCUCUUCCACCUCCUGUGGCGCCGCUGGGGCGGUGGAGGCGCGGAGCGCCGCUGGGCGGCUUCGCGGCGGCGCCGCCGGCCAGGCGGGAGUGCCGCCGCGGUUUCGCGAGGCGCAUCGGGGGUUACCUGCAAUACUACGGGAUGAUGAAGAACCAGGAGGGCAUGCUGCGGGACGACGCGCGCGUGGAGGGUUACCGCGCUGCGCUGGAGGCUGCUGCCCCGCAGCUGCGGGGCGCGACUGUGAUGUGCCCCUCAAUCGGCACUGGCUCCGGGCUGCUGGCUUUCCUCGCGGCGAAGUACGGCGCCCGCCGCGUGUACGCCGUGGAGGCCUCCCCGCAGAUGGCGCGCGUGGCCUCAAGGCUCGCGCGCGCAAACGGAUUCGUCGGUGUGGUGCAGGUACUCCCGAAGCAGGUGGAGGACAUUACCGAGGAGGAAGUCGCCACGGGCAGCGUGGACGUGAUCGUCUCGGAGCUGUUCUCCCACUUCUCGGGCCUGGGGCUCCAGGCGGUGACGGAGGCCAAGCGGCGUUUCUUGCGGCCUGGCGGGCUCGUGCUGCCGGCCAUGUCGAGGCUGUUCCUCUCCCCUUUCGAGGACCGGGCGCUCGGGGCCGAGCUGCGGGCGAGGCACAGCUUCUGGCAGGAGCGCGACUUCCGCGGGCUGGGCCUCGACCUCAGUGCGGCCUGGCCCCUUGCGGAGGAGCAGGCCCUGAAGCAGAACGUGAUGGACGUGGUGCCGCCCGAGGCGCUCCUGGUGCCGCCGGGGGAGAGCCCCUGGGCGGAGCUCGACCUGGCGGGCCCCACGACCCCGACCACUGGCGCAAGAUCGGCUUCGACGUCGCGUUCCCGCGCCGCAGCAAGGACGCGGUCGUGGACGGCCUCUGCGGCUGGUGGGAUGUGACCUUUGCGGGCGUCGCCGGCCCGGGCGGCGCGGCGCCAGUGCUGUCGACCGCGCCGGGCGCUCCGCCCACGGUGUGGGUGCAGUGCCGGUUCAUGCUGGAGCAGCCGCUGCGGGCGAAGGCUGGCGAGCGGCUCACGGCCAGGUGCGACUUGGUGGUGAACCAGUCCGCGGAGUCGUACGUCGCCCGCCUGGAGCUGCGCAACGAGAGCACCGGCGCAGUGUCCCCUGCCGGGCCCAUCGAGCUGAGCAACGUGUACGCGAGGCACUUUGCGGCCGCGGGCGUGAGAUAACGGGGGGCAGCGCGCGUCGCGCCGGCGGCGCGGCGGGCAAAA